Molecule: messenger RNA, 1596 nt
Organism: Manduca sexta (tobacco hornworm)
Lineage: Eukaryota; Metazoa; Arthropoda; Insecta; Lepidoptera; Sphingidae
Exons: 3
Molecular function (GO): ubiquitin binding
Source: RefSeq, a predicted model, not a curated record
AUGAAUACAGAACCCAAACCACCUCGUAAGCAAGAUAAUGGGGAAUCUAUUCUUUCUGCUAAUAUUUUAGAUUCAGUUAGCAAAUGUGACGAUUGGUCCCAGAUUUCAAUGUUUAUGCCAUCGUGGCAUGAUAUUCCACAGCACACUGUUUGCAAUGAAGACAAAGAUAAGGAUAACUUUGUAGAAAAAAUCUCUAGCAGUACUUGCAUUGAGAUUGGUGAUACGGAUAUUGUGAACAAUAAACAUAAUUAUAAAAUAAUCACUGCUACACCUAAAGAUAUAAAUAUGUUUCAUGUAUCUUUUAACAAUGAAAAGAUACCAGAUAUAAGAAGCCUGGAUAAAAGUACUAUGACUUAUGAACAUACAAUUUCAGAAGCGUACAGAUGCAAAAAUGAAGAACAACAUUUUGCUUCAUUUAGAAAAAUGUUUAAAAAUGUUGCCAGAUCUGAUUUGCGAGACAUUUUUGAUAAAUGUCGUGGAGAUGUGAACUGGGCAGUGGAUAUUGUUUUAGACAGCAUGAAUAAUAAGUUGCUGGACAUGGUAGAAAAUGAAGAGUCAUCAGAUAAAGAGGAGGAAAUUAUUGAACAGUGUGAAUGUCUAGCUGCUUAUAAUAUUAUACCAGAUGGAGUUUCCCCAACCCCACAAAACACUCCAAAUAUAGAUGUCCAAGACAAUGCUAGUGUUAACAGACCUCAAAUUCUGAAAAAAUCCAAAAAGGAUACUGUCCUGUCAGAUAGUUCAAUGCAACUAAAACGGCAAAUUGAAAAGAAUGUAAACAUUGCAGAUAAUCAUUAUUCCGCAUACUGUUUAAAAUUAAGAAAAAUGCGCCACGGGGAGAUCGUGAAAGCUGGAACUUCUUCUAAUCAACAAAGUAAUCUCGACGGUGAGGAUGUAGGAUCAGGAUCUGUUGUGGUAUCAAGUGAAGCCACGACUGCUAGCGUAGUCAAUUCGGAUGAGGAAGAAGAGUCCACCGCUGAAUGCAUUGAUGAACCUGCUAAAGUUGUAAACGUAAAUGUGGGCAUGGAAUUUAUUACCAUGCUAGACGACAUGUUUGGACGAAAAGAUAUGAUCUAUCCGAACAAUGUGCAACCGUCUCUGACGAUAUCAGUGUCUGUAUUGAAUGAACUGAACGCUUCUUGGAUGGAAUCAUUAAUGUACCAACUUGAGAAUGAAUCAAAACAAAUGCAGGAGAUUAUCAAACAGGAUGAAGAGUUUGCAAGGGAACUAGCAUUAAAAGAAGAAGAACUACUCAUCGCAGGAAUGGAGCCAGCAGUGCCAGAUUUCAAGGAGAUCAUGGAUAUGGAUCUGGCUCUCAGUUUGUACCAGAAGGAUCUUGACGAUUGGCGUAGUAGUGAACCUCAAGAUUUAGCCGCCAAGAUGACGAGGGAGAAAUUGUAUAACUUGUUCCCGGAAGUAUCUCCGGAUGUGUUGGCUGAGCUUUUAGUAGCGCACCACAACAAUUUCCAAGCCACUGUAGAGUCUCUUUUAAUCUCCACUGGAAGGCACGAUAUCCUGGAGCAAGAAAACGGCGUAAACAAGUUCGUAAUGGAAAAGGAAAUGCAACGGCAGAAGAAAAUAUUGGAGCUAGAGAAGGAG